Solea solea (common sole) is the source of this 4719-nucleotide messenger RNA. It is a transcript of the gene ncapd3, whose product is annotated as non-SMC condensin II complex, subunit D3. The transcript is spliced from 35 exons. Gene Ontology annotation, cellular component: condensed chromosome, centromeric region. Lineage: Eukaryota; Metazoa; Chordata; Actinopteri; Pleuronectiformes; Soleidae. The record is from RefSeq and is a predicted model, not a curated record. Gene Ontology annotation, biological process: meiotic chromosome condensation; mitotic chromosome condensation. Bases 53 to 4261 code for a protein of 1402 amino acids. Gene Ontology annotation, molecular function: histone binding.
CGCAUGGGUUGAAUGUUUUGUAUUUUCUGGCGGGCGAAAAACGAUCAACAAGAUGGAGUUGAUUUCUGCGCUGCAGUUUCUGCGAUUACAUGACAUUCCUGAAGCUUGGGUGGAGACAAUUUGGGAUUUGGAGUUCACAGAGAUUAAAUCAAUAGAUGACCACUUGGAUGAACAAUUGACAGCCAGUGGAGAGAAGGCCUUCGGGAACCUGUACCAGUGUUUUCUAUCAUAUGCAGACCAAGAGCAAUCUGCAGGCACUGAUGGAGCUCCCCAGAAUAUCUGGGCAGUUCUGAUUGAGAAUGGGGUGUCGAUCAAGACUUUGGUGGCCGUGCUGUCCUUCUUUGUCCUGUCGGGAAAAGCUAAAGUGGCCAAUGUGCAGCAGAGAGUGACCAGCCUGCAUGCUGCCUCAGUUUACUUGCUGAUGCUUGGAAUCCCAGGGAGCGUUGCUCAUAAGGUUCACCAUGAGGUUUUGUUCGACACAUGUUCAGACUUGAGCCGUCACUGCUGGCCUCAGGUCACAGGAAAAAAACGCAAGAAGGAUGGCCUGAAGAGUGCUCGGGCAGAAUGCAAACGCUCCAAACCACAGCGUAAAGACACUUCAGAUAUGCAAGAAGAAGAGGAGGAAGAGGAGCUUAAUUUCUCUGGGUCUGACUUGAAGAAGAUUAGAGAUGCUGUGUUUCUCCUGGUUCAAAGCCACCUUCGUCUCCUACGGACAUUUCCACUCAAAGAUAGACCACAAAGUCGCCUCAACUACACGCCGAUCUUCAUUUGGCUGCUGUACUUUGAGCCAGUCAUUGGGGAGCUAAACUUUGGUGCUGUUCAAGACAUCAACAAGCUGAGGAGUGUUCCCGAGAUGGCGUUCUAUGGCCUGCAGCGCCUUUGCUCUCCAGAACACGGAGACCAAGCAGAAUCGCUGCGGAGGGUUUUCCAUCAUCUUCUUUAUGUGAUCCUGAUGAUGAAUAAAGGCAGCGGAGGAAAGCCCUCCCUACUUGAAGUCAGCCAGGCCGUCCUCGCCACUCGUGACCAGGCCGUCCAUUUUGUUUGUCAUCUCGUAGAUGAACUAAAGGAGCUGGCUUUGCCUUUUCUGCAUAUCCUCCUGCAGCAUAUUUGUAUCCAGAUGGUGGAGAAGAGUGAGUUUCGAAGCCAUGGAGCUCAGGCUGUGGGUAUGUUGUUGUCUGAGAUGACCGGCACAGAGUACGCCCGCUUUAUCAAGUGGCUCUCUAACUGCUCCAGAUCCCGUAAGAUGGUGUGCCGGCUCUUCUCUGUGGAUGUGGUGAUGGUACUGCUGGAGCAGCCAGAGAGAAGGCCGGAGGAGUGCCAGGAUCCAGACCUUGCCCAGUUCCUGCCACACAAGUUCCUGAUCCAGAACCUGCUGUUCAGCCGUCAGAUGGACGAAUCGCCUACUGUUCAAGGCCACGCCCUCUCCUGUCUGGCCAAGUGCCUGGAGAUCCCUUCACUCAACGUCACGCGGGCUGUGCACAACCUGUUCUCUGCAACUGGAACCCAGACAGUGUUGGAGGGGGAAACCACACAUGGUACCACACAUGGAAUUUUGGCUUCCCAGCAGAAAACCUACCGCACUCUGCCCUUCAGGACUGUGGAGAUCAGCACCACUGAGAACUCUGGCUAUGAUGAGAAUAUGGCUCAUAUCCUGCUGUGCGUCAAAGACUCUAAGACGAUCGUGAGGAAAUCGGCAUUGCAGGCCUUGGUGGGUCUCCUUAAACAUGAUGUGGUCCCCUUGAGCCCUGAGAACCUGGCCAGGCUGUCGGAGCGUAGCAGAGACCCGGCUGUGUCUGUAAAGAAGAAGGCUCUGCAGAGUGUGGGAGAGUUACUUGCUGCCAAACCAGAGUGCAGUGUGGUGCAGAAAGCAUGGCUGCAGGGUGUGGUGCCAUCGGUGUUGGACUCAGAGAACACCGUGCAGGACAAGGCCCUGGAGGCUCUUGAUGAGGUGCUGCUCCGUCCGAUAAAGCGGUACACUGUCGGCUGCCACCUGGAUACCAGUGAGAGGCUAACCUGGGACUUGCUGGACCUGCUCUGUCAUGACUUUCAGAAUCUCAGCCACUAUUUCAGCAGAGCUUUCCCCAUCUGGUCCAGACAGAACAUGUUUACUGCAGCAUUCAUGACAAAUCUCAUCUCACACACUGAGGCAGAUCAUGCUGCUGGUGCCUGGCUGCUGCUCUCCAAGUCUAUUCGUUUCUCUCCCAUACUGCCCUACAGCAAGAUCCUGGAUGCCUGGUACAGGAUGAUCAGUUCAAAGGAUGCAGAUGUGGCAACCAGCUGUCACAUCCUCUGUGUGAUGGGAGAUAUUGCUGUACACUUGGAUGAACUGACCAAAAACAGGAUAGUUAGUGAUCUCAUGGCUUGGCUUAAGACUUUUAACUUGUCUAUUGAGACAAUUACUGCUGCUCUGGAGACUCUUCAACGACUUGGCAGCAGCGAAAGCAUCAAAAACACUCAGGCAUUCCUGAAUCAGCAUGGUGGUGAGCUGGUGUCAGUGUGUGAGGCUCAUUUAGCUGCCAUCCUCCUAAAUGAAAAGGGGGCUGAGAACCUAAAUGAGGAAUUAAUGAUAAAACACCUGCACACACUGGGCGUGUUGUCACUCCUCUGUCCUGCCAAGUUUAAUAAAAGGAUAGUGCUGCUUGUGGAGUCUGUCCUUACAGCACGUUCUGACAAACCUGCAGAAUGCCAGGUGGAAUUGCCAGCCUCGCAGCCAUUGUCCCAAUUCAGAGCAAACUCUCUGCCCACUCGAGUCAGAGCUCAUGGAGUCAUCACUUUAGGUAAACUGUGUCUCCAACAUGAGGAACUAGUCCCAAAAUACCUGCCAGUGUUUGCCAGGGAGCUGGAGGUUGGCACGGAGGUGGCUGUGCGCAACAAUGUAGUUGUGGCUAUGUGUGAUCUGUGUGUUCGAUAUACCGCUAUCGUGGAUCAGUACAUUCCCAACAUCUCUGCCUGUUUGCUGGACACUGACGCUGCCAUCAGGGAGCAGGCUCUCAUCAUGCUGACCAACCUGCUGCAGGAGGAAUUUGUGAAAUGGAAAGGCUCCCUCUUCUUUUGCUUCAUGUUGGCACUCAUUGACCCAGUCCCUGCCAUUGCAAGUUUGUGUAGAUACUGCCUGGUCCAUCAGCUGCUGAAGAAGAACCCAGACUUGUUCAGCCAGCACUUCAUCGAGUGCAUUUUCCACUUCAACUCCUACACCAAACACAAGUCUUACAACACCUUCCCUCAGAGUGAGAGUGACAAGGUCAGAUUGUCCCUGAAAGGAGUUGAAAACCGGGACAAGCGUUUUCAGAUCUACCGAUUCCUGUUGGAGAACUGCAAUGAUGUCCAGCGCUUCAACAUCACUAACAAAAUAAACCAAGCCAUCUUAGCAAGCUUUGCAGAUGAAGAGCUGCCUCUGGACGCAGGUGGUGCUGAAAUCCUUUCUGAGGCCUUCAACAUAUUGAGCUUAAAAGAGCUUAAACUUCAGACCGUAGGAGGAGUAACAGCAGGGGAGGAAGCAGAGGAAGAGAACUUGGCCACAAUGGCUAAAGUUGCCCUGCAGGCUGCUCAGAAGAAGACCGCGUCCCAGAUCCAUAAGAAGGUCUUCAUCGAGCACACGGUGCCUCUUAUCAUCAGCCUGAAGAGUUUGCUAGAAGAAAAACGCUCUCCUGCCCUCAGAGACCUCAUGGCCUUCCUCCAGGUGACGAUGCAGGACAACCCUAAUAAGAUGAAAGAGCUUUUCUCUGGUGAUGAACAGCUGCUCGCUGAGGUGGAGUUUUCUCUGAAGACGGCUGAGAAGGAGAGAGUGAUGAGUGAGAUGGAUGAUCAGUUUGAAAACUUUACCCGGACUGGAGAUGCUAACACUCCCACUGCACAGGACUCUCCACAGAGGUCCAGGCUCAUUCUCCCUGUUAGAUUUGCCACUCCACAGCCGACACGACCAUAUCAGCUGUCUGAACAACUAUCACAAACUGAUGGCAGGUGUAUGAACAGACCCACACGGGACAAACGUAUCAGGACAAAUUCUGACACUUUGAAAGGAACAGUGUUGGAGAAAAGGGCUGUGGGUGAUCGAGCUAUCAGCACACCAAAAGUUGGAACCCUCAACUUAACGUUCGAUGAAGGAUUCAGUGCCAUUUUCAGUGACCGAGGAACAAGUCUCGGGGGAGAGACCAGUGUUGAUCAUGUGCAGCCACAAGAGCAGCAAGCUCCUCAGCUGAGACAGUGGGAUGUGCAGUCCCCACUCAGGCAGAAGAAAAGAAAUCCCAAGUUUGGCAAAUGAUCUCAUGGAAGAAUAUGUUUGUGGUUUUGUUUUGAACACAAACUCGACACAACAUUUCCAAUGUAACCACAAAACUGCAGGUGCCCUGUAAGUUGACUGAUCUGCUCAAAACUUCAUAUGUGAGACCAGGGCCCUGAACAUGUCUGCAUCCAUAACCAGCACAGAGGACAACGUGUCAGUUUGUACUAAAUGCAUCUAAGUGCAUUCGAAAGUGUGUGACCAUGGCAACCAUCGGAAGUCCCCGAGUUGCUUUCAUGACUGCGAGUGCCAGUCAUGAAGUUUUAGUUUCUGUUUAUCUCUUCACCAGUUUCCAGUUCUGAAGCGUGGUUGGGAACCUCUGGUACCGCGCCAUGAACCAAAUAUUAGCAUGCCAAAAUAGACCAUUUGUAAUAUUGUGAUAUUAAUGUAUGAAAUAAGAUGAUUCAAAAUAAAUAUCUGAUUGUUUUCUAUGAACUCCA